GCGAGCCGCUGUCGGAGGAACGGUCGCGUCCGCGCGUGGCCGGGGACGAGCGGCGGAGCCGGUAGCGGUAGCUGGCCUCCCCCUUCCUCCCGAGCCUCGCCUCGCCUCGCCGCACUCUGCCGGCAUGUUAGCGGGCAGCCGCUGCUGCGCUCUGGGUUCGGGGGCACCUGUCUCGCUGUACCCGCAGGCAUUUCCUCCUGCCGGCGUGAGAGCGGCCGCCUGAGAGCCCCCCACCCCCAGCAAAAGUCCGUGCGUACAUUUCGGAAGUAGCAGACGUUAGGUAGGCCCGUGGCCGGGGUUGGGGGGCAGUCGAGGGGAACUGGUUCGCCGACCACUUGCCGCUGACAACGAACCAUGAUGAAGACCGAAGCUUCUGCAGAGAGAUCGAGCCUCCGCAGCUCCUCUCCGCACCGCAACGCUUACAGGACCGAUUUCCAGGCUCUCAGAACCACCUUCAGCAAAGCUGGCAGCGGCGGAGGUCUGACCGGGGCAUCGUCGGCGGCCGGGGGCGACUCCGAGGUGAAGGAGGGGUCCGAGAACCCGCCGUCGUCCCCGUCGCAACAGAUGCACCAGCGGGGAAGGAAAUACGGCUCCAACGUUAACCGAAUCAAGAACAUGCUGUUCAUGCAGAUGGGUAUGGGUUCCGGCGAGGAGAACGCGGCUUCUGCCCGCAUCAGGGGCGGCAGAGGGGCUCCCCCGUCUCCCCACCGCCGAGUUCGAGCCCGGGAGGUGGUGCAGGUUGCCCCCGGUGCUCGGGUCAAGCAGACUGCCGAAGUAUGCGACCGGACGAGUCGGGUGGACUCCCGGCGAGAAGGUCCGGCAACCGGCUCCAAAUUUUCCGAGACCCGUAAACUCUUCGAGCAGAGCGCCCGAGUGUCGGCGACGGCCGCCCAGCCAAGCUCGCCGAAGAGGGAGAGGAAAUGUUCUCAGGACCAGAGGCUGGACGAGCAGCAAGGGGCCCAGAGCCUCCGCGGCGACAGAGGUAGCACUGAUUCACAGGACAGCACCCACCCCAGCACAGAGGCUCCGUUACCUGCUGUCAGUGGCUCACUUGCUGCUCCUUCCCAGAGCACCGAACAACAAACAUUGGCAGCUGGUAGGAGCCUUACGACUGGAUACAAUGGCGUUGUCCCAAAUGCAUCGUCUAAAACACUUGAACUGCAAGAGCAACAACAGGUGUCUGUCAAAUCUCCUUCUGCCCAGGGCCAACACGGGAUUGAUUUUGCAAACCAGGAUGCUACAGGUUCGCCUCGGAAAAGUGAGAAGCACGAACACAUCUCGAGCCAAGUGCCACUUCCUUCCGAGGCUGUGAAAUCCGCCUCUUUUAGCCAGAAGGCCACACAAGUUAAAUCUGGCAUGGAAAAUCACGACCAACAUCUAGACGGAGGAUCAAUCGGGGAUUUCGGGAAGCACUUAAAUAGUGGUGCUAGCGUGAAGCAUCCCGAUUCUCCUAAAUGCAAUGCUUUUGUAGCCGAAAUAUCGUCGGAUGCGAGAGGUUCUACAGCAAGUGAAAAUUCCUCCGAGGAGAGCACAGCUGAACCAUCAACUGAGACAGGCGUCAAGAGUGAUUGUUCCAGAUACAAAUCUAUCAUUCAGAGUACGCAGAAUGAAGGGUGCAGUGUGGAGUCCGGAGAUGACACAGGUUGGGACCAAGCUUAUGAGGAUUCAGAGGACCAAUUGGAUAGCGAUGAAAAUAAUUAUGAACCCAUUUCGGAAUAUACAGAAGUAACAGGAUUGUCAGAUGAAGAUAGUAUACCUGCCAAAAGGAAAAUUAAAUUCAGCACUGAUCCCAUUAGAGUUUUCCACACUUACUCUAAUGAAGACUAUGAUAGGAGAAAUGAUGAAGUGGAUCCAGUUGCAGCAUCUGCUGAAUAUGAACUGGAAAAGCGUGUAGAAAGGUUGGAUCUUUUCCCAGUAGAACUUGAGAAAGAUGAGGAUGGUCUUGGCAUCAGUAUUAUAGGAAUGGGAGUUGGUGCAGAUGCAGGAUUAGAAAAACUGGGAAUUUUUGUGAAGACUGUUACUGAAGGAGGUGCAGCUCAGAGAGAUAGCAGGAUCCAGGUCAAUGAUCAAAUUGUGGAAGUGGAUGGAAUCAGCUUGGUUGGAGUUACCCAAAGCUUUGCUGCUACUGUUCUGCGAACAACUAAAGGUAAAGUUAGGUUUCUAAUUGGCCGAGAGAAACCGGGACAGAGCAGUGAAGUUGCUCAACUCAUCAGUCAAACUCUAGAACAAGAACGACAUCAAAGAGAGCUAUUUGAACAGCACUACGUUCAAUAUGAUGCAGAUGAUGAUGAGACAGGAGAAUAUGCCACUGAUGAAGAUGAUGAUGGUGAAGUGGGCUCAGUGCUUACAGGUGGUGACAUGGCGAUUGAAGUGUUUGACCUGCCUGAAACUGGGGAUGUGCUUUCUCCCACAGAAGUGGAUGCCAACAAGAUUACUCACAAAUUCAAAGAGCUACAGAUUAAGCAUUUUGUUACUGAAGCUGAAAUUCAGAAAAUGAAAGCCAAGCUCAAAUUAGCAGAGAAUGAGAAAAUUCAAUGGGAACUAGAAAAAACACAACUCCAACAGAGCAUUAAAGAAAACAAAGAAAGAAUGUUAAAACUGGAGAGCUACUGGAUUGAGGCACAGACCCUAUGUCACACUGUUAACGAACACCUGAAGGAAACCCAGAGUCAGUACCAGGUUUUGGACAAGAAGUACAACAAAGCCAAAAAGCUUAUUAAAGAUUACCAGCAGAAGGAAAUGGAAUUUGUUAAGCAUCAAGAUGCUGAGAAAAAGAAAUUAGAAGAAAUUGGAAAAGCACAUGCAGCAGAAGUCCAGAAACUUCAGAGCAGGAUUGCAGAACUGAAGGUUGAGCUUCAAAAGUUGACAAGAACCAACGGGACGCAAGUGAACAACAAUAAUAAUAUUUUUGGAGAGGAGCAAGACAGAAGAACACCAGUGGAUACAUUGAAAGAAACUCCAAUUAAAGCAAUUGAUAGCUUGACAAGGAUGCAGACGUAUCACCACAACAAUUCAAUUUCAGGAGUAAAUGAAUCUUUAACCAUGAAAUCAGCUGACCCAGAUGAGGUUUUUGAUUUCAAUGAAGCAGUGCCUGAAACAGAAAGAUUAGACAGUAAGGCCCUAAAAGCUCGAGUUAAUCUUUCGGCCAAGUCAAAACGUCAGCGUCCUUCUCGGUCUAGAGUACUUGACAGCGUUAGUUCAACUGAUGGUGAUGAUAGUCUUGAACGGAAGGAUGCUGUUGGAGAAUCCCCAACCUCAUCACCUUCAAAAUAUUGCCACAGUGCUGCGUUACCUUCUUUGCAUCAAUUGGACAACGAAUGCAAAAUGAGAAAAUCAGCAGAUGACAGCACAGCCAUUGCUUCAAAGAAAGGCAGAUCUCCGGUGAUUCAGAAAGACAGCACCAAACAAAAGUUUCAUGAUCUUAGGUGUCCAGGACAAAAAACAUUUAGUAAAGGGAAAAAACAGAAAGACAAAGUGAAAGAAGCCAAUAGACUCUCAUCAGGAAGCAGGAUCUCCAAUGAUACACUGGAAAGUUUAACAAGCAACAUUUCAGGAGAAUCAUCUUCCUCCAUUCCACCUUGUGUACUGUUAUCCUGGUUUGGUGAAGGUUCAAAAAGAUACAACUCUUCCAGCAAUUUGCCAUCUCCUAGCAGCUCAACAGAACCAUCUUCUGAGAGCCUUAGCCCAGAGAAACAAAGAUUUAAGAAUUUCACCUACAUUGAUGACUUUAGUCCCAGUAGCACAAGUUCUGCUGAUUUGAGUGGAUUUGUUGCAGAACCAAAUUCUACAGGGCGCUCACACAUAUUGGCACUCUCCUCUGAUGAAAGCCUGGAUAUGAUAGAUGAUAAGAUCCUUGAUGAAGGACAGUCGCCCAAACACAAUCAAUGGAAAACUUGUGCUGUUUUGGACUGGAGCACUCAUCAGGUUUCUCAUUGGCUUAUGGGACUCAACAUGGAGCAAUAUGUUCCACAAUUUAUUGCCAGAAGCAUUGACGGAGCUCAGUUGCUCCAGUUGGAUGGAACCAAAUUGAAGGCAUUAGGUAUUAAUGUUUCUCGAGAUCGGGCCAUUAUCAAAAAGAAACUAAAGGAGAUGAAGUCAUCAGUUGAGAAAGCACGUAAAGCACAACAGAAAUUAGAGAAACAAAGGGAAAAACAGAGAAAAAAGGAACAGGAGCAGCUUCUGAAAAAGAAUAAGAAAACAAGCAAGUCAUUAUUUCUCGCAGCAGAACCUGACACUGAAUAAGAAGUUCAUCAUUAAAAAGACUGAAAGGGUUUUAAUAGUUUCCUAGGCACUUUAUAUCCUGUGCACAGACUUGAGGAGUGUAUAUAAUUUCAUUUUACCAACACCUCAGAAUUAUGUCAGAAUCAUCUUAUGGUGGUCAUCACAAAAGAACCUGAACAUUUUAUUUUAGUUUUGUGUAUGUUUUUCUUUACAUACACUGGCUCCUGUGGAAGACUUGCAUAACUUCUCUGAUAACCUUGCAUUAAAAUCAUACUGCACAAAACCUAAACAACUGUCAAAACAACUUGUGGAGAAGUGAUCAGCUUUUAAAAAAAAGUUAAAUGGGAUAGAACUUUGUUUUUAUGUUAUCUCAGAAUUUUCAGGCUAGAAAACUAAAAUACAAUAUAUCAACGUUACCUAAAAGGAGAGGGCCCAAAAUAAGCAAUGUCUGCAUAUUGCACUGAUAUUCAUUGAACUUAAACUUCUGAGUAGAAAACUGUCAAGUUACGUUUCCUGAAAUAUGAGGAUAUAACUGUUUGUAAAGGCGUAUACCUGUUUUACUCCAUCAAUUGGCAAAAUUUUAAAAUGAAUUUUACUAUUAAAAUAUUAUUAUUGCACACUGCAUUUUUCUUUUCAUUUCAAAGAUUUAUUGAACUGUAAAUAGCAGUUUCAAUAUUUCAUUUAAAGUUUAUCUAAAUAACAGAUGUUCUGAAACAUUUCCAAAGACUUAAAUUUGCAAUAAAUUAGUUGAGACAAUGAUAUUUAAGUAAUGGUCUUUAUAUUGUUACAGAUGUAAUACUGAAUGGCAAAUGAUAUAAACUUCUUUAAUGGGAUUUUAUUUUCAUAGGAUCUAAAGCAUGUUUUGGUGUAGAAACUGGGAACAGUUGGUUAAGCAAACAGCAGUUUUUUAAAAAUCUGAUAUGGUUAUUCUACUUUACAGCAUUUUUUAUUCCACAGUAAAUGGUAAAGUUAGUUAUUUGUCAAUUCAACAAAGAUAGCACAUUAGAACUGUGGGUUUUCAUUGUUAAAGGUAGGGACAAGUAGUUAUUAUCUAUAUUGAUGGUUCUGCAUAACUGUAAGCUUCUGGCUUUAAUGAUUUGGAACAUAUCCCACUUGAUGAGAAUUCAAAGUCAUCAUAUGCCAUAUUUACUUCAGUUAAAUUGUUGAUACCUCAUUUGGAUAUUAAUCUCCCUACCAUUUAAAAUAAGUAAUACAUUUCCUUAACAUCAAUAUUUUGUAUGUGAGCAGUCUUUUCAUAUUGUGGCAUAUUCUUUCUUGUGAUUUGAGGGAUAAUCAAGGGUUUGCUGAAGUGAUUUUAUAUGAAGCAUUACUACUUUGAAGCGAUAGUUAAAGAAUGUCCUAUGCUCAAAAAACAGUUCAGAACAUGACAUAUGUAUUUAAAGCCUAAUUUGGAAGCCAAUUUGUAUUUGUUUUAAACCUGUUUAAAACAGAAACACAGAACAUCAUUAAUGAGUAGGUUAAAAUGUGUCAUUUCCAUGUCUUCCCCAUCAAUAGUCUGUGUAUUUUGUUUAUGAUAGCAGCAGUCAGUAAUUAGAGCCAGUAGUUAAUAUUUAAUUUAAGUCUACAAAGCAUUAAAACAUUAAAUGUGUUUUUUAUGAAAUUCUGAUUAACUGUCAUUACACACUUUCACCAUCACUGUUUUCAAUUCCUUUUUACUACUUUGAAAGUAUUUUGUGGCUGCAAAUUCUUGGUUCUCACUUAUUUAAAAUUAAGCAGCAAACAAGUUUGGGCAUUUAAUUAAACCAAUUCAACAAAGUGGUUGAGUGCUAUUUUCCCAGUAUCAAAGAAGAUUACUGGAGUUUAGUUCAACACUGUUGGGAGUAAUACCAGAUUAAUCUUGUUCCAGAGAUGUGUUAGUAAAACCUAAUUGCCAACAAAGUUAUUAGUAUUUUUACUUCUACCAUUUGAACUAAACAAAACUGCUUCAGUCCAAAUGCAAAUGUGUCUACUGCAUUGUUCAGACAAGUGGUUUGAUGCCUAUCUGCCCUCACCCCUUUCUCUCACUACUGUAGAAGGGCUAGGGUUCCCCUUGUCCUUACCUACCACCCCCUUACCCUCCUUAUCCAGCACAUAAUUCAGGGUAACUUCUGCCACUCUACAAUGGGAUUCUACCAUUUCUCCCUCACCCACCCCCCAACAUCCCCAUUCUCCACUUUUGGCAGGGAUCGCUCUACAUGCCUCACUUGUCCAUUAAUCCUUCCCCACUGAUCUCACUCCUGGCACUCAUCCUUAUGUGGGACAAGUGUACAUCUGUCCCUACACCACCUCCCUCACCACUAUUCGGGGACCCAAACAGUACUUCCAGGUAAGAUGGUGUUUCACCUAUGCCUCUGUCAGGGUCAUUCAUGUACCUAGUGCAGCCUCCUCCAUAUCUUCAUGACCCAAUGCAGAUUAGGGUGCGGCUUUGUAGAGUACUUCACUCCAUCCACCACAAAAUGUAGGAUUUCCUGCUUCCAUUUCAAUUUCCCUCCCAUUCCCAGUCUGACAUGUUGGUCCAUGGCCCCCUGUACCGCUACAAUAUGGCCACAACCAGGUUGGUUGAAGCAAUUCCUUAUAUUCUGUCUAGGUAAAUGCCAACCUGAUAGCACAAUCCUCAAUUUCUCUAAGUUCCAGUAAUUUUUCUCCCUCCCCAUUCUCUCUUUUCCAUUCCCAGUUCUAUUUCUUCUCUAACCCCUUCUUUUUAAUCGCCUCUGUCUGGAUCCCCUUUUCUUUCCCUUUCUACCAUAGUCCCCAGUCCUCUCCUAUUAGAUUCCUUCUUUAGCCCCUUACCUCUUCCAUCUAUCACCUACCAGCUUCAAACUUCAUCCUCCUCCCCCACCCACUUUCUCCCUCAGCUGGUUUCACCAUUGCCUGUCCACUUGUACUGCCCAUCCACCCCAACACCUUAUUCUGGCUUCUGCCCCCUUCCAGUGCUGAUGAAGGGUCUCGGCCCAGAACAUUGAUUGUUUAUUUCCUUCCAUAGAUGCUGCCUGACCUGCUGAGUUCUUCCAUCCUUUUGUGUGUGUGGCUCAAGAUUCUGUAGAAUCUGUAAAAACCUCCUGUAUAUCAAUGAUACCUGACGUAGAUUGGGAGAUUACUUCACCAAGCACCUAUGCUCUGUCGGCUAGAAAAAGUGGGAUCUCCCAAUGGCCACCCAUUUAAUUCCUCUUCCCAUUCCUAUUCUAACAUGUCAGUCCAUGGCCACCUCUAAUGUCACCAUCAGGCCAUACUCAGGUUGGAGGAACUUCACCUUAUGUUAUGCUGGGGUAGACUCCAACCUGAUGGCAUGAACAUUGAUAUCUUGAACUUCUGGAAUUGGCUCUCCCUUUCACCAUUCCCCAUCCCGUCUUCUCUCUCUCACUUAGUCUCCUUGCCUGCCCAUUGCCUCCAUCUGGUGCUCCUCCCUCCCCCCUUUUAUUUCUUCCAUGGCCUUCUGUUCUCUCCUAUUAGAUUCCCCUUUUUCCAGCCUUUUAGCUCUUUCACCAAUCAACUUUCCAUCUCAUUGUUUUACCCCUCCCCUUCCCAGUUUCACCUAUCACCUUGUGUUUCUCCCUCCCCUCCCUCCACAUUUUAACUCUACUCCUCAUCUUUUUUUUCUCCAGUGCUGCUGAAGGGUCUUGGUCCGAAAUGUCAACUGUACUCUUUUCCAUAGAUAUUGCCUGGCCUGCUGAGUUCCUCCAGCAUUUUGUGUGUUGCUUGGAUUUCCAGCAUCUGCAGAUUCUCUCUUAUCUGUGGAAUCUGUUGUGUUUAUAGUUUAAUGUCAUGUUUUCUUUACAUCUCUGCCCACUGAUGCAUAUGAUUUGCCCUGUUACGUUUUUGGUCUUCAUUUUAAACAGUACAGUAGCGGCAUGGUAAUGUAGUGGUUAGUACAACACAUUACAGUACCAGUGACCCUACAGGUGCUUCGAUUUCCUCCCAGUCCAAAGAACUGGUUGGUAGGUUAAUUGGUCAUUGUAAAUUGCCCCAUGAUUAGACUAGGGUUACAUCAGGAGUUGCUGGGCAGCGCAGCUUAAUGGGGCAUAAGGGCCUGAGAUUUCCAUAAAUAAAUUCCUAUUUCUUAUAAAAAUGUCUGUUUUAAUGAUUACCCUUUCUUGGCUUCCUUGCAGUGUCUUAACAGGACAAGUAAUUUCUCUCCUCUCACCCACUCCUCUGAAAAAUAUUAAGCUUGUGAAGAAAAGUAAUGCUAAAAGUGAUAUUUCACAUGAAGUUCUGCAAUGAAUUCUGCAUGUCUUUUAUCACCCAAUCUCCCAUUUAGAAUAUUAUUGAGCAGAGCAGUAAUAUUCAGAUCAGCAUUAUUUUACUGUCAAUUUCAUCUUGCCUUUUUGCAGUAAUUAUCAGUUUUUUUCCCAUCUCAUUUGUUGCAAUAUGCUAUUUAUGCUAUAUUUUUCAAUAUGUAACUACUGUAGGUAUAUUAAAUCUUUAAAUUUAAUGCCUCAAUUAUUUUAGGUUACUUGAUUUUAUAAAAGUCUUGAAUCGCUUGCUCUGUUAUAUGCUGAAUAAUUAUCACUAACAUGAAAACUGCAAAAACAUUUCUAAUUGCUGAGAUUAGAGUUACAAUUCUGUAAUUAACUAAAUCAGUUGGUCUAGUAUAUAUUGUUCCUUUUGGGGAUAUCUUGUGAGUGUAGAUAGUUUUGUUUUCCAGUUAAAUGCUGUGAAGCGAGGGAGUAAAACUGAAAAUUAACUUUACAAACAAUAAAUGCCCAAAAUAAUGAAAGAAAUCUAGCAAGCUUACAAAAUAUAUUGAUCCAUAAUAGGAAAUCCUGUACAGAAGGGAGUGUUUUUAUAUAAUAUAUAUAUGUAAAACAAACUAUAAAAGGAUGUUAUAUUGGUGUUCUUUCAAUUCUUGUGUUACUGUUAAUUGAAUUUGAAGUAAUAUGGUUACAUGUAGCUGAAGGAGGUCUGGGGCAGCUAACAAAGAAGUGCACUGAGGAUGUUGAAAUUGUUUUUUAUUUGUAAGAUAAGUUCCAAAAGAAGGAGGAAUUUAAUUUGAAUAAAAUGUGUACAAAUGGCAUGGCCUGAUGUCUGAUUUGAAGAGCUGUUCAAUGUUCCUCUUCCUGCAUGAUAAUGAAAACAGUGCCAUGCCUGAAUUUAGUCUUCUGUGCCCUGUGAUGUAUUACAUUCUUAUGUUUACAAACUUAAUGUUUUAUUUUAAUGUUAAUGACAGAUAAUGACUAGUAUUUUUGUUGAUUUUAAAUGCCUGUGAAACUUAUUUGGAUAAAUGUAAAUAAACAUCUUGCCAAUGAAUAAGCACUGUUAUCAGACAACAUGCAUUAAACAAGUGAAAAAUCUUAAGUGAAACAACAGGUUAAAGAAAAUACUCUUGCAAGUAUAUGCUCAGUACUGAAUUAUCCCUUUUUCAGUAACCAAGACUGUAAGAGCCAUGUAUCUAUUUUCGGUCAUAUGGUUGGGGUGUGGUGGAAGCAAAUGAGUACAGUUAACUCUCAUUUUGUUAAUUGUUUAGUCUAGUAGAGAGGGGAUGAGCCAUGUAGAAUUAUAUUUUUUGUUGACCACUAUUAGAACACUAAUAUAGUUUGACUGCUUAGUUGCGCUAAUUGGGACACUAACUAGAUCGCUAUUAGUACGCUUUAAAUUUGUUAGUUCAACUGCUAACUUAGUUAUUUCUCUAGUUUGAAUACUUAUUGCUAAUUUAGUUUUGUUAGCUUUUUUAUCGCUACAACUCAUCUUUGGUGGUUUUGCAAUAAAGGAUCAAAUGUACCUUUCUCGCCUUUGGAACUUCAUAAUUAGAAGCACAACAUACAGUGUUGAUCUCCUGACUCAGUGGUUUUGGUUUGUUUAAAGUAACCAUUACAUUUGGUCAAAAAAAUAAUAAUUAUACAAAAUGAAC
Molecule: messenger RNA, 10066 nt
Organism: Hypanus sabinus (Atlantic stingray)
Lineage: Eukaryota; Metazoa; Chordata; Chondrichthyes; Myliobatiformes; Dasyatidae
Gene: ppp1r9a
Product: protein phosphatase 1, regulatory subunit 9A
Exons: 20
Coding region: 355-4242 (1295 amino acids)
Biological process (GO): calcium-mediated signaling; actin filament organization; neuron projection development
Cellular component (GO): dendrite; cytoplasm; postsynaptic density
Molecular function (GO): actin filament binding
Source: RefSeq, a predicted model, not a curated record